AUGCAUAGUCGUUUGAGCGCAAAUGGCAACACUAUUGUCAGCCUUUCCUGCCUUGUUGUUCAGGGUGACUCAGGGUUUCUGUUGGCAAGGGGCGGAUCUGUGCAAAUGAGGUCAAAGCCCAUGCAGCACUAUUUUGACUGCCCAAGGCAAUUUGGUGCCUGCCCUGAGUACGUUGGAGCCACGGACAACGCAGAUGAUGCUGAUGAGUACAAAUGGGAAGCCCAGCCUGGUGAUGUCAUCAUAAUGGGGACGGAUGGGCUGUGGGAUAACUGCUUUGGCGAGGAGUUGCUGAAGCUGCUCCCGCAGUGCCCUGAAGAUGCUCAGAAGGCAGCAGAUCAGAUUGCAGCUUUGGCACAGCGACACUCCAUGGACCCAACAUAUGAAUCGCCGUUUGUGGUAGAGGCUCGGGAUCAGGGGAUGGACUUGCAAUGGUGGGAAAAACUCCUGCAAACCCGCGUACAGGAUGGUCGUAUUGAAUGCGGUCGGCUAUUGGGCGGCAAGCUAGAUGACAUCACAGUCGUGGCUGCCUACGUGAUGGAGGCCAAGCGAUGA
Molecule: messenger RNA, 552 nt
Organism: Ostreobium quekettii
Lineage: Eukaryota; Viridiplantae; Chlorophyta; Ulvophyceae; Bryopsidales; Ostreobiaceae
Source: the annotation of a GenBank genome assembly